AUGAGUUCUGAAAACUCUGACUCUGGACCUAGUAUUGCUCUUUCAUUGGUGGCGCAGUUUGACGAUAUUAAUCGUUUAAAUAACAUACUUAACGAUGGGGCUACGGAAGAAUGCUUUUUAGCUUUCCUAAAGCAAAUAGAAUGGGCCCGGAGCCAAUGGGCCUCUGCAGAGGCGGAAGCGAACAGGCUUCAAAAGGAAUUGGAUGAGGCUCAUCGCACACUUGCAAAGUCCGAAGCGAAAUUCGCACAUGUUAGAAAAAUGUUGGAUGGAGAGAAAAGGGAGAAGAAUAUAUAUCUAAAGAAAUACAAUGAACAGAGCAAACUACUAGACAUGGCGCGUGAUCUUCUGUUCAACGACAACCGUGCCAAACUUAACGAUGAAACCCUUCAAAAGCUGGCAUUCCUCAAUGGCACCGCUCAGCAAGAUCACAAUGCUAAGCUUACUGGCGUGCCUGAACUCAACUCAACCGGUGAGAUAUUAGGCACUCUUCUCUCCGAGAUGUCCUACUCUCGGUCUGAGGACGACCUGGACCUCUCUUUAGCGUCCACUCGCCGCUCUUGGGUCCAGCGGGGAGGCUGGGCGGCGCGAGAUCCACCGCCCCCGAAUAAGAAGAGGCGCUCUUCAACAUCAUCCGCUACUAAAACCGUCGAACUGCAAGGUGGAAAAGUGCUGGCCACUGCCACAACGACCCUCACACUGGAGCGCGCACCCACCUGCCAGGAUCUUAAACCGCCACAGAACUUCCAACCGAUCUCGGAGAGUAGUGACGAGGCGCCACCGCCGCGCAAGUCCUCCGGCCGCCACUCCAACUCGCACCCCCACCCUAUAGAGGUGCACUGCACCCCAUCAGCCCCGCCCAGAACUGAGUCGGAGAGCGCGUCGGAGGGGCGCGACGUGAGGGAGGGGGGGACCCCGCUCCGCGCGCCGCAGCGCACCCCCUCGCUCGUCUCCUCGCCGCGCACCAGGCUGAGGCAGCACAACUUCGUCGCGAAGAACUUCUACAAGCGCGAGACGUGCGGCCCCUGCGGGAAAACGAUCAAGUUCGCGAAGGUGGGCGUGAAAUGCGAGUGGUGUCGUGCGCAGGCGCAUCCCGAGUGCCGAGCGCUGCUGCCGCUGCCCUGCGUCCCACCAGGACGGGCCCCGCCCCAUCAGCAGGAGGGCUGCAUAGCGGACUUCGCGCCCAGCACCCCGCCGAUGGUUCCCGCCCUGCUGGUGCACUGCGUCAACGAGGUGGAGAAGCGGGGCCUCACCGAGCGAGGCAUCUACCGAAUCAGCGCCGUGGACAAGGACGUGAAGCGACUCAAGGAGCGGUUCCUACGCGGCUGCGGGUCGCCGCAACUGGCGCAGGAGGACAUCCACGUGCUCUGCGGCUGUGUGAAGGACUUCCUGCGGUCGCUGCGCGAGCCGCUGGUGUCGGCCGCGCUGUGGGCGGACUUCAUGGCGGCGGCGCGCGUGCCCGAGCCGGCGGACGCCACGGCCGCCGUGGUGCAGGCGGUCAGCCAGCUGCCCAGGCCCAACAGGGACACGCUCGCCUUCCUCAUGCUGCACCUGCAGAAAGUGGCCGAGAGUCCUGAAUGUGAAAUGGGCAUAGAGAAUCUGGCGAAGAUAUUCGGCCCCACCAUAGUGGGCUACGGGAUGAUGACGCAGGCAGCCGAAAUGUACAGCGCCACAGCGCAAAUGUUCAACGUGAUGCAGCUUUUGCUCCGGCUGCCAGGGGACUAUUGGGCGCAAUGGGCUUGCCCCCCCAAUUCCUCCCCACUGGCGCCCCCUAGCAAGCCCAGGGGAUUCUUCUUCUCCCCCGCCGAAACCGGAAUUACAAGGAAGAAGAGGAACUACUUUCAA
Messenger RNA from Iphiclides podalirius (scarce swallowtail), 1842 nucleotides. The record is from the annotation of a GenBank genome assembly. NCBI's taxonomy places the organism in Eukaryota, Metazoa, Arthropoda, Insecta, Lepidoptera, Papilionidae.